Messenger RNA from Miscanthus lutarioriparius, 2904 nucleotides. The record is from the annotation of a GenBank genome assembly. Lineage: Eukaryota; Viridiplantae; Streptophyta; Magnoliopsida; Poales; Poaceae.
AUGUGCAAGAUGGAGAUCACGAAUCAGCAAAGAACACUUGAGGCGGAUACAUCGAAUGCUUCAGUUAACCAGUCUCCGGAAUCAAAGACUUUCCCUGUAUCCUCUCCUGAUAACCGAGAUAUUGACCGUGAGUUUCCUAGUCUAGUUCCAAGAUCUGAGAAUAAGCACAUUGCGGUUGACAGCUCAGGAUUAACACCAGCAUCACCUGAAAAUAUUACUACGAAUUUACCUGGUUCAGAUACAUGCAAGAUGGAGGAGGUCGUGAGUCAGCAACAAGUAAUUGGGGCUGUUGUAUUGAAUUCUUCAAAUAGUCAUUCUCCUCACUCUAAGGUUUCCCCUGUAUCUUCUCCUAAUAACGAAGAUAAGAAACAUGAAUACCCCAGUUCAACCCCAAGGUCUGAGAAUAAGAUUCCUGCUGUGGACAGUUUACUUUCAACAUCAGCUGCUCCUGAAAAUCUAACGACAACUUCUGCCCAUGAUUCUGAUACAUGCAAAAUGGAGGAGUUAGUGAAUCAGCCAAAAACACUUGAAGCAGAUGCAUCAAAUGCUCCACUUUGUCAACCUCCUCAUUCUCACAUUUUCCCGGUACCUUCUGACUAUCAAGAUAUAGAGCGUGAAUGUCCAGGUCCAAUUCCAAAUUGUGACAGUAAGGAACCUCUUGUGAACAACUCAGCGACAACUUCUGUGUCAGCCUCUGAUACAAGCAAAAUGGAGGAGUUUGUGAAUCAGCAAAAAACACUUGAAGCAGAUGCAUCAAAUGCUCCACUUAAUCAGUCUCAUUCUCACAUUUUCCCAGUACCUUCUGACAAUCAAGAUAUUGAGCGUGAAUGUCCAGGUCCAACUCCAAGAUCUGACACUAAGGAACUUCUUGUGAACAACUCAGUGUUAACAUCAUCAGCACCUGAAAUUCUAACGACAACCUCUGCAGCCUCUGAUACAUGCAAAAUGGAGGAGUCAGUGAAUCAGGAAAAAACGCUUGAAGCAGAUGCAUCAAAUGCUCCACUUAAUCAUCAUCCUCAUUCUCACAGUGUUCCUGUAUCUUCUGAUAAUCAAGACAUUCAGCCUGAAUGUCCUAGCCCAACUCCAAAAUCUGACAGUAAGGAACCUCUUGUGGACAACUCAGUAUUAACAUCAGCGGCGCCUGAAAUGCUAGUGACAACUUCUGCCUCUGAUACAUGCAAAAUGGAGGAGUUUGUGAAUCAGCAAAAAGCGCUUGAAGCGGAUGCAACAAAUGCUUCACUUAACCAGCUUCCUCACAUUUUCACUGUAUCUUCCGAUAAUCAAGAUAUUGAGCGUGAAUGUCCUAGCCCAACUCCAAGGUCUGACUGUAAGGAACCUCUUAUGGACAACUCAGUAUUUACAUCAGUGGCGCCUGGAAUUCUAUCUACAUCUUCUGCUUCUGCUUCUGGUACAUGUAAAAUAGAGGAGUUUGUGAAUCAGCAAAGACCAAUUGAAGUGGAUGCAUCAAAUGCUUCACUUAAUCAAUCUCCUCACUCUAGCGUUUUCGCUUCAUCUUCUGGUGAUAACCAAGAUAAUGCGUGUGAACGUCCUAGUCCAAGUCCAAGACCCGAGGGUGAGAAGCCUCUCAUGGAUAACUCAGGGUUAACAUCAACAGUGCCUCAAAAUCUAACUUCUACUUCUGCAUCUGCUUCCGAGAUAUGCAAGAUGGAGGAGAUCUUGAAUGAGAAAAGAAUACUUGAAGCAAACCCAUCAAAUGGUUCGAUUACUCAAUCUCCUCAAUCCAAGGUUUUCCUUGUACCAUCUCCUGAUAUCCUAGAGCGUGGAUUUUCUAGUGAAAUGCCUAGGCCUGAGUUUAAGGAACCUGUUGUGGACAGCUCUGGGUUAACAUCAGCAGCACCUGAAACUUUAAUGACUAAGCAACAUGUCCACUCAUCAGAUGCCUUUGUACCACCAAAGUCUGGUGUUCCAACUGGGGAAUUAGGUGACGCGAAAUCAGAUUUUAAAGGUGAAGAAAUUAUUCAAAAAGAACAAUAUUGUGAGAGUGAAUCUAUUGUUGCUACAAGAGAGAAUUUGUUAAUUGAUCCUUCCUUUGGUGCUGAGUCGAUAGAUGUGUCAGUUGUAUUGGAAUCCUUAAUGGAAGAAAGGGGUGGAACUUCGUACAUGCCAGGAUCAGUAGAGGACUUCCUAGCCGCUUCAGCCGAGGAAGAACCACACUACUCUAGCCCUAUCGCAUUAUCUCCUUGGGGUGAACCUAGUUACUACCAAGGUGAUGCUGUUAAUUCUGCACUAUGGGGUAUUCAAGAUUCGAUCAAUGAUAUGUGGCCAUUGCUUUCACCAAGACCUAUGCUCCAACCUUCAUCUGGUAUUGGAACUGAGGGGAAGGAAACAUAUGAUAUCAACGAGGUGGCUGUGACCCAUGUUAAUAGUGUUUUUUUUCAAAGAGGAUCAAUGAUUGAGGAGGAAAAUGUGAACCAGGCUAACUUGAGUGCUGUUGCAGAUUGGAUGCUGUCUGAUCAGAUCCCAUCAAUACCAAAUGGUAUGUCAACAUCAUCAGUAGAUGAGAGCACCAGAGUUUUAGGUUCUCAAGCAUCAACCAAUCAGAGCUUAGACUGGGGUACUACAUGGACUACUAGUCAGAAUCUCAGCAUGUAUAGCAAUGAAAAAACAGAGCCCUCGAGUAAAAGCUAUUUGGAAGAAUCAAGGAAGCAGGAAACCACCAAUUCCAGUGUUUCUAUUUCUGGAGAGGCCAUUGGAAACAACAAGGGCUUGAACCCUCCUGAUAAUGCUAAUCGGGGCAGCCAACUGAGUCAUCAUCACCGUGGCAGGUACUCCCAAAUCAGUGAAUCUUGGCUACUUAGUUCAAAUCACUCUAGGAGUAGGUCUGAUAGAUUUGGCAGCUGUGGGUCAUCAAGAUCAAGUUCAAAGGGACAAACUAGGGGCUAA